AUGGCCUCCCACCGCGCCGAUGCUAGCACGCUCCUUGACAACCGGGGUUACACCGGUCCUCUGGUGCGCGGCCUCAACCCGGCGAUGCUCUUCGAAAAAGCCGUCCGCGACCGAAUCACGGAGUCCUACUACUGGAAAGAGCAAUGCUUCGGUCUAAACGCCGCCACUCUCUGCGACCGCGCAACCGAGUUGACUUUCAUCGGUGGAACCUACGGUGUAUCCGAGAAGGCUUCGCCUUUCCUUUGCCUCGCCUUCAAGCUCCUCCAGAUCAAUCCAGACCGCGACAUCAUCUUGGAGUACCUGAACUUUAGCGAUCCUGAAAACGAGACGGACGGUGCAGACGAGGAUACGACGGCGGAAGAGCGUGCGCAAAACAGCGUUGUCAAGCACCGCGGCGACUUCAAGUACCUCCGAGCCCUUGCCGCAUUCUACGUACGGUUAACCUGGGAACCGGUCGAAAUAUACAAGACGCUAGAGCCGCUUCUUCUGGAUUACCGGAAAUUGAAGAGGAGGGUGCGCGACUCGUUUGUGUUGACGCACAUGGAUCAGUUUGUCGAUGAUCUGUUGACGAAGGAUCGUAUGUGCGGUACUAGUUUAUGGAAAUUGCCAUCCCGGCAGCAAUUGGAAGAUCUGGAUCUAUUGGAUGUGCGGGAAAGCCCUCUGCAAGAUGAGUUGGAUGAGAUGGACCGAAGCGAUGACGAAAGUGGGCACGCGAGUGAUGCUCGCUCUGAGGCGCGCUCCGAUGACGCACGCUCCGAUGCUCGUUCUGUUGAUGGUCGAUCUGAUGACUGA
Molecule: messenger RNA, 792 nt
Organism: Aspergillus mulundensis
Lineage: Eukaryota; Fungi; Ascomycota; Eurotiomycetes; Eurotiales; Aspergillaceae
Product: PRP38 family protein
Exons: 1
Coding region: 1-792 (263 amino acids)
Cellular component (GO): precatalytic spliceosome
Source: RefSeq, a predicted model, not a curated record